Molecule: messenger RNA, 5293 nt
Organism: Hemibagrus wyckioides
Lineage: Eukaryota; Metazoa; Chordata; Actinopteri; Siluriformes; Bagridae
Gene: pigg
Product: phosphatidylinositol glycan anchor biosynthesis class G
Exons: 13
Coding region: 386-3307 (973 amino acids)
Biological process (GO): GPI anchor biosynthetic process
Cellular component (GO): endoplasmic reticulum membrane
Source: RefSeq, a predicted model, not a curated record
UUGCCGUAGCGAGACUUUAAUCAAAACACGGAAGUGUCAAGAUGCAACCUCGUUUGAAACUCCAUUUAUUCUAUUAAGAGUGUGCUGUUGAAAUUUACAUCGGGAUCGGGUUUCUAUGUGUUGCUCAACUAAGUAAUCGACGCUUUAAAAUCAAGGUGUAGUGUUGUUAAAGCGUGUGAUGCUGGUGAACUUGCUGUUUUGUGGCUAGUUGGCUGCGGAUUAAGGUCAGAUAUGUAGUGGAGCCAUAUGUAGUGUACGCGAUCAGACGGUUAGUUAAGCUUAGAAAACUAUUAACCAACGUUAAUAGUACUGAUACCAUUACUAUUACACCUCUUACUACUACUACUACUAUUACUAAUAAUAACAACACCACCGAUCCAUCAAUAUGAAGCUGAGUUCAUCAGUGUUCUCUGCAAUCUGUCUCAUUAUUGAGUUACUCGGCAUUGCCCUUUUCUUGAGAGGCUUUUUCCCAGUUCCAAUCAAGUCGUCUUUAUCAUCAAAGAGCAAAUUAUCGGAUCUGCCAGCAGAACCAGUAGUAGGAAGUAGCCCAAACUCAACCAAAGUGCCUCCUCCAUUAUUCAACAGAGUGGUCAUUGUGCUAAUAGAUGCUUUAAGAGACGACUUUGUCUUUGGGCCCAAUGGGAAGAGGUUCAUGCCCUACACCAGGAAUCUAGUGGAGAGUGGAUCAUCUCAUGGCUUCAUUGCUAAAGCCAGACCUCCGACUGUCACCAUGCCUAGAAUAAAGGCUCUUACAACAGGCAGCAUUCCUGGCUUCAUCGAUGUCGUAAUGAACCUGAACUCCCAGGCUCUUUUAGAGGACAACCUUCUCUGGCAGGCCAAGAACUCUGGCAAAAGGAUCAUCUUCUACGGUGAUGACACGUGGGUGCGGCUCUUCCCUAAGCACUUCUUAGAGUACGAUGGCACUACAUCUUUCUUUGUCUCCGACUACACUGAGGUGGACAACAAUGUGACCCGUCAUUUGGACAGCACCCUGAAGAGAGACGACUGGGACGUGCUGAUCCUGCAUUAUCUGGGCCUGGACCACAUUGGACACAUCAGCGGGCCUCACAGCUCUCUAAUCGGGCCCAAACUCCUGGAGAUGGACGAUGUGAUCAAAAAAAUACAUACCUCUGUUAUCACAACGGAGGUUGAGGGCAGGCUGCCUAAUUUGCUCGUGCUGUGUGGUGAUCACGGCAUGUCUGAGACAGGCAGCCACGGAGGAUCUUCAGAGCCGGAAGUCAACACUCCACUAGUGCUCAUCAGCCCCGCUUUCCCGAUGAAAGAGGGCAUGGGUGAGACACUCGUGGUGGAGCAAGUGGAUCUGACCCCUACCCUUGCGCUUGCUCUGGCACUGCCCAUCUCGCAGAACAGUGUGGGACGCCUGAUUCCGGCUGUGUUUGAGAAAGCCUCACUGAGGGAGCAGCUGCGUUACCUCCAUAUCAAUGGCCACCAGCUGAGUAACCUGCUUCGGGACAGCAACCCCAGCUUCCAUAAGGAGGAUGGUUACGAGCAGUUUCGGAUGGCAGAGAAAGCCCAUGGGAGCUGGAUGAAGCUAUAUGUAGAGGGAAAUACGUCUGAAGUGCUGAGCAACAUGGCGAAAAAGGUGUUUAAGCAGUACCUGGAGGCUCUGCAAGCCAUGAGCGCAGCCCUCAGCAAGCAGCUGGGCAAAUACGACAUGUACUCCAUGAUGGUUGGCAUGAGCCUCAUACUGCAGAUUCUGGUGCUGCUGUUGUUGGCCAUGCCGGAGGCUCUGAGCAGCGCUGCAUGUGUGGACGUUCCCCUGGCAACCACUUUCCUCUCUUUACCCUUCUACCUCCUCGUCCUGCUGGGUUUCUCUGUUCAUGUGCUGGUGUGCACUUCGUCCGAGGCCUCCUGCUACUUCUGCUCGCUGCCCUGGCUCCUGGCCUUUAUCUCCAUCGUCUUCUCCUCAGCCCUGUUUUGUUCUCUGGUGUCCAUGGCAGCCAGACGUGCACUCAAAGUCGAUAACAAGCAACCCAAGACCUCUUCCUCAGAAUGGACUCUGUCUGAACUGGACGUCCUGCUCCUGAUCGGCACACUCGGCCACACUCUCAGCUUGGCCUCCAGUAGCUUUGUAGAAGAGGAACACCAGACAUGGUACUUCCUGCUCAACACACUUUGCCUGGCCGUCUUCCAGGAUGUCUGCAGGAAGUAUUUCAGGGAAAAGAGACGCCCAGGUGAAGAAGAGGAGGAAAGUCUUCUCCUGCCUUCUACCAUGGAGGAAAAAUCUGCAUCUUUCUCUCCGGUGGCUGAGCUGGGGGUCAGUGCAGACUCAGAGAAGUGGUUAGCCUUGGCCACACCGCUCCUCACUCUGGCAUGCUGUCGAAUGCUCAGGUCACUAAACCAGACCGGGGUGCAGUGGGCACAUCUGCCUGACCUGAGCCACUGGCUCAACAGUGGAGAUCAUAAGGUGUUCCUGUCUCUGCUAUCUAUCCUCUCUCUGCUGCUGAUUUUCCUGUUGGUCCAGCGGCACUGUUCACUGGUGUCUAAGAUCGCCCUGGCGCUCGGCCUGCUGGGAGUUUACUGCUAUCGUGCUGCCGUUGGCAGCGUCCUGUUCCCAUGGCAACACUCAGCCCAAGCCAUGUCCAAGGGAACAGGUGAGGCACACUUCGUCUACAUUUUCGUCCUCGGGAUCCUCUUCACCGGAGUCAAGGACUUGCUGCGCUCUCAAAUGAUGUCAUCGGUGGCGGACGGCAGGCGUAUGAAGAGCAGGGGAUUAUGGGAGGUGUACAGUGGCAUGGUGCUGUUUGUGGCACUGCUGUUCCGGGCUCACAAUCUGCCCACGCUGGCAUGCUGCCUGCUCAUCCAGACCCUCAUGGCUCAGUUCAUCUGGAAGAGGCUGCAUUAUGACGCCGCCCAGACCACCAUCAUGCACUGCUGGUUUGGACAGGCUUUCUUCUAUUUCCAGGGGAACUCCAAUAACAUAGCGACGGUGGAUAUCUCAGUGGGCUUUGUGGGACUGGAGAGCUAUGUGGAGGCUCCUGCUGUCUUCCUCACAGCAUUUAGCACCUAUGCAGGUCCGCUGCUCUGGGCCUGCCAUCUGGUGUGUUACCUCAACUCAGAGAGAGACAGAGCGGUCUCUCUCGGCCACAGCAGCUACUGUUUCGCCCUCCUGCGCUCCAUCCCCGCUGUAUUCUAUAUAGUCCUGGUCACCGCACUGCGCUACCAUCUCUUCAUCUGGAGCGUUUUCUCCCCCAAGCUCCUGUACGAGGCCAUGCACACACUGAUCACCACGGCCGUGUGUCUCUUUUUCACCUUCAUGGAUCAGGAUCGUACACGUAGACCAUGAAACACCUCAGCAACAGCUCUUGAUUCCUCCAGAAGGAUCACACAGAUAUACACAGAGGACAGGAUCUGAUGGAGAGGCUUGUCACCUUGAAAGCAGGAGAACACUAAGAUGAAAACGAAGACAGGGGGAUAGGUGAAGGGAUGUUUGAGAUGUCACAGCAUUGCAACAGGAUUUUGGUGGGGUGUGUGUGUCUUUGUGUAGUGUGAAAAGACAGAGAUAGUGAUGGAUGAGGGUGAAGUGAAAUUUAAAGCAAUAUGUACUCAGUACUCAUAGGUACUACUCCUAAGUUCUGAUCCUAUAUUAUAAAAUACACACUCAAUUUCUCUGGAGGUUUUGUCUCGGGUUUACUUAGGAGAAGAUAAAUAAGGUCUGUUUCUAAUUUAUUUUUGUAUUGCACGUUUAAGAGGCUAUUUAUUGCGAUAUAAGGAAGCACCACAAAUGAGCUAAUACCAUCAGGGAGUUAAACACUUUCAGCCGUUUCGUUACCUGUGUUUGAAUGUAGUUUCGUUUUUCAAAACAAUUUUUACCCAUUUAAAUUAUAAACAUUGCAUUCAUAUAUUACCGCUCUUGAAAGGACUAAGGCCCCAUAGCUCUGAAAUCUAACUACAGCUAUUCAGAUUAUAAAAGUUUCAAAUUUGCUGUUUGACAUUCCGUGUAAUUUAUUAAUGCAAAGGUCCUUCAGCUGACAUGUAGAUCAGAUUACUUACAGAGCCAAUAAGUUAUCUCAUUUAGUCUCGUUCUCACAGUUCAGUCACCUCAACAAAUUAAAUUUAACCUCUUCUUUGAAAUUAACUACAUGUUAUAACAGUGUUAAAAGCAGGACUGAAUCAAUAUGCGCCCGUUUGUCUGCACUUUCAUCUAACUGCUCCGCACUCAAAUACCUGUGUACACACACACACACACACACACACACACACACACCACACACACAGCAACCUGCACUCAUUUUUAUCGACCAUGCUUGCUGACACUGCUCUGCUCACUCAGGUUGGAUGCCCUCAUGCUCUCUAUUAAAUUUACUGCUUAAACACUAGAAGUUGUUUUAUCAGCUUACUUGUAUUGCAGAAGGCUCUCUGCAAAUACAAAUAAAUGCUCACAGCAUUAGCCUUAUAACCGAAACCAGUAUCUGUACUGAUGCAUUCCUCUAUAUUUUAAUUUCUUCAAGCAUUUAAUUGUCGCUCUUAUCGAUCAGACAAGAUUAAUCCUAAUCAUUUUCUAUGCAUUCAUGGGAUCUGAUCUAUUACUGCUUUUUUUUUUUUUUUCUUUUUCCAUUUCCUUGGGGUUUUUCUUUUCUUUUCUUUUCGUUUUUUUAAUCAGGUCUUAUCAAACAGAAAAGGAGAUCAUGUUAAAGUCGUACAGGAACCUCUGAUAGUUCUAUAAAAACAAUACCUGACACUAUGAAGUCAAGUGGACGUUCUAAUUAAUACACGUUUAACCUUGAAGCUCUGAGGUGUAGUUAUGAAAGGGUCUUUUCUAAUCCCGCGCUACCUCUCCUGACCUUACUCCAGGCCUGCCGAUAGGCAUCAGUGGUAGGACAGUGUGUGAGGACCCUCACUCUGCUUAUCAGCUCUUUUCAGUAGCAGAGAGGUUGAUUUUCUAAUCGACUGCCCUGCCAAAUGGGCUGCACUCUCCAAGGAAUUGGGGAGCAGAACACACACACACACCUACACACACUGUAAGUGACUUUAGUUCCCCAUAUGACUUGUAGGACUCUGUCAGUUUAGAGGGUAAUGAGUUUAGGUGCUCAGUUCAAACACCUCUGCUUUUUUACACUGCGACAGGGUGUGAUACGGAUGAGGCGAGCCUUUAGGGUUGUUUUGUGUGUUCUGUAAGGGCUAAUGGAAUUGAAUAUAGUUUUUAUUAAGAGUAGACUGUGCACUCACACUGAUCUCACAUUCAGUAAAUAAUUACUUAAUUUUGUGUUGGAUGAUUGCAAGUAAUUUUCAUUUAAAGGUGCCAACAGCUAAGAUUUGUGAUUGCUAACCU